Molecule: messenger RNA, 1479 nt
Organism: Purpureocillium lilacinum
Lineage: Eukaryota; Fungi; Ascomycota; Sordariomycetes; Hypocreales; Ophiocordycipitaceae
Biological process (GO): glycoside catabolic process; fucose metabolic process
Cellular component (GO): lysosome
Molecular function (GO): alpha-L-fucosidase activity
Source: RefSeq, a predicted model, not a curated record
AUGCUUCUCCUGCUCAGCCUCGCCGCCCUCGCGGCCGCCGUCUCCGUGCGAGACGCGGCGGCGUACAAGCCCAAGUUCCGCAUCUCGCCCAUCGACGGGUCCAAGAUUGCGCUGCCCACGCGCGAGCAGCUCACCUGGCAGGACAAGGAGAUUGGCGUGCUGAUCCACUACGAGAUCGCGACCUACCUCGACAUCGACGGGUGCAACAACGUGCCGGACCUGGUGCCGGCCGUGUCCCUGUUCGACCCGACGCUGCUCAACACGGACCAGUGGAUGGACUCGAUCGUCGCGCUGGGCGCCAAGUACGCGACGCUCGUGGCCAAGCACAACUGCGGCUUCGCGACGUGGCCCAGCAAGGUGCGCUUCCCGACGCGGGACGGUGACCACCGCAAGGCCGGGUACAACUACACCAUCGCGGACACGCCGGUGCACGGCACGGACCUGGUCGGCAAGUUUGUCAAGUCGGCGAAGCGCUACGACGUCGGGCACGGCUUCUACUACAGCGUCGUGGUCAACAACUUUCUCAACGUGCAAAACUCGGCCGUCCGCGACACGAAGCUGGCGCCGGGCCAGGUCGGCAUCACCAACGAGACGUACAACCAGGUCGUCUUUGACCAGCUGACGGAGCUCUGGACCAAGUACGGCACGCUGACCGAGAUUUGGUUCGAUGGCGGGUACAGCUCCGCGCAGAUGGGCAAGAUCGAGGACCUGCUCCAGGAGCACCAGUCGCAGGCCGUCAUCUUUAACGGCUGCCAGGAGAACGGCACAUGCGUGUCGGCCAACUCGGUUCGAUGGAUUGGCACAGAGAUGGGUGAGGCGCCCGAGGAGAACUGGUCCACCGGCUUGACCAACGACGGCGGCGACUCCAAGAGCCCCUUCUUCUGUCCCGCCGAGUGCGAUACCACGCUGCAGACGCAGGACCGCUGGUUCUGGGGCGUCGACCAGCCGCUGCGAUCCAUCCAGGAGAUGAUUGACGUCUACCACAAGACGGUCGGGCGCAACUGCGUGCUCGAGCUGGACCUCGCGCCGGACCGCAGCGGCCUCAUCCCCGCCAACCAGGCCGCGCGGUACAAGCAGCUCGGCGACUUCAUCAAGUCGUGUUACGGCAAGCCCAUCGCCGCGAAGCGCUCCAAGCCCGCCGGCAAGGGCGCCUACUCGAUCAAGUUUGCGCGCCCGACGGCCAUCGACCGGGUGUCGCUCAUGGAGGACCAGACCAACGGCCAGGUCAUCCGGUCGUACCAGGUGCACGCGCGCAUCGUGGACGCCGACGGCGAGGGCGGCGACGACGAUAAUGUGCCCUGGACGUUGGUGUCCAACGGCACCAGCGUCGGCCACAAGAAGAUUGACAUCUUUGACAAGCCAGUCACGGUGACGGAGCUGCUCGUCAACUCGACGUUUGUCGACACGCCCAAGUGGCGCUCCGUGACGGCGCACUUGUGCGACGAGCUGACGGCCAAGAUGGUGGCCGCGGCAGAGUAG